Molecule: messenger RNA, 2407 nt
Organism: Punica granatum (pomegranate)
Lineage: Eukaryota; Viridiplantae; Streptophyta; Magnoliopsida; Myrtales; Lythraceae
Source: RefSeq, a predicted model, not a curated record
GGCUUUUGCGGAGGUGGGAGAGACCGGAGAAGUGGGAUUGGUUGAUCUGACGAAGUACACAGCAUGGGGUAAUGGCUUGAAGCUGUGUGUUAGAACUGCUGACUAUAAUAUACCACAUUUUGCUGAUUAAGGUGAUUUUGUUGGAAGGAGGAUGGGAAUUGAAUGGUUGGGUGCGCAGCCAUGAACAGAAGCGAGCCAAUUACAAGGUGGGCUGAUAGUAAGAGGCAGGAAGACGAAAGCUUGCUUUGUUUCUGUCAGAUGGGCAUUAUCUGAUAGUGGAGGCUGGGGAAGAUGCUUUCAGUCUUGGAUUGAGGGGGACUCAUUUCUUCUUUCUGUUUCUCCGACGAACUAACAAGAAUUCAAUUCUGUUUACCUGGUCUUUCAAGAAGUUUACAAUUACCCAGCACCUAAAAAGUCUUAAUGAAUUUAUAUUUUCUUCUCCGAUGUCGAAGUUUUGUCCUAAGGCUCUAAUACGACUCCAACCCUGAGGCCGAUGAUCCCAUGGCAGCCGUGGUCGGAGCUUAUCAGUCGACCGACUUGAGUGGGCCUGCUUCGGGGGCCCAGUAAAUCAGUUAGGCCGAGCCCUUGUGCCGUUAGGAUGAAUCGAACGAGGCCCAACAUCUUUUGUUCUCCCUGGCCGUAAGCUACAGAUUCUCUCCUGGAAUGGACACAGAAAUUCUAUGUCCUGGGCUGCGCGGACUGGAUGAUGAGGAUGACAGAAAACAUUUUGAUUAGCCGCAGGUUUCUCACACAUGUUGUCCCCAUGCCAUGAGGCAGCCAAGAGCCAACCACGUCUCUCUCAGCAUGCAAACUUACAUGUGGAUCAGCCAUGAAAGCUCCAUCUGGGAACUCCCAAUUUAAGGGCAGUGAAUGCUAUCCGUCUCUCCUUCUAUUCCAUGAGCUUUUUACUCAUGAAGCGGAAGUACAUGGUUAUCUCCGAAAGUGACCCGUUUAAAGACCCACAGCCCAUGGGGGUGGAGGAGGACGACGGCCCACCGCUUCCUCCUCCGGAGAACGAUCACUACGACCAGCCCGUGCCGCAGCCCCCCGACUGGUUUACGAGGCCGGUGUUCUUCCUGGCUGACUUUAUAUACAACUGCUUGGCCCUGCUCUUCUCCCCCAUCUCCUCCCUCCUCUACCUGGCCUCCGACUCCUCCCACCGGGUCGAGGAAGCUAAAGAGAGCAUGGGAUCCGCCGUCCAGAGAGUCCCCUCGAACAUCACCCAGGGGAGCGUCCUCCUGAUCAGGAAGCUCGGGAUGGGGUUCCUCGGGGCGGCUUAUGUGUGCAUGGUGCUGAUGAUGGUGAUGGUAGCGUCGGUGGUGGUUGGGGUUGGGCUGGUCAGGACCUGGGUGGAGGAGCCGGUUCUUGUGAGGGAGAGGCUUUAUUUUGAUUACACGGAUGUGCACCCAAAGGCGGUGUUCCCGCUGUCCGGAAGUCCCGGGUUCGGAAGGGGGAGGAGCAGGGCCGUGUUCUGGAAGGUGCAUAAUGUGGGCGGAGUCCCUGUGGGACAUACCUUUCAGGUUUCAGUGUUGAUGCUGAUGCCCGAAUCCGAUUAUAACCACCAUACCGGGGUUUUUCAGUUGAGUGCAGAGCUCCUAACUGACACUGGCCAAGUCAUUGCGAAAUCGAGUCAGCCGUGCAUGCUACGGUUCCAAAGCCUCCCGGUUCGAAUCACACGGGCGUUCAUCCUGGGAGUACCUAUGAUCCUGGGAAUUUUCUCAGAGACUCAGAAGGUAAGAGUUGAUAUCCUGAAGCACAAGGAGGCGAGCGUUCCGAGAACAGAUGCCGUAAGGGUGACCCUGAUUCCUAGAGCCGGGACCUUCUCUCCCCCGCAGCUAUACGAGGCCGAGAUAGUCGUCAACUCCCAGAUUCCGUGGCCGAAGAAGCUGGUCCACAAUUGGAAAUGGACAUUCUCUGUCUGGGUCUCCUUCUACACUUACAGCAUGUUGCUCCUGGCUCUACUGUGCUGCUGCAGACCGCUUCUUCUCUCUGGUCCGGCGGUGAACUACAGAGAACGGCACCCCGAGGAAGAGGUCCCCACGGGCAAGGGCGAAGCAAGGGAACAGCAGAGAAGUGAUAGGACCGCUGAUGAUCAUCAAGAGAGGGACGUUUCGGAGCUGCUGAGGAAGCUGCGGCGAAGCAGAAGCAGGCGGAAAGCUCUGCUCAUGGCUGCUCAUGAAGCUGCAGGCUCAUCGGCAUCGAGCAUUAGGGUGAGCGUGACUAGAGAAGAGACUACGACGAUGACUAUGACCGGGCUUGCCGAAGACGAUGCUGGUGAUUCAGAAUCUGUUUGCUUAGGUUAAUGGUCGCGAGGCGCUAAUUUUGGUAGUUAACUGAGCUUCUUUGACUUUCAAUAUUUCAUAUCUUUUGGAUAAAAUCAGGAGUAUCACGAACUUGAUGACUGAAA